Molecule: messenger RNA, 861 nt
Organism: Alternaria incomplexa
Lineage: Eukaryota; Fungi; Ascomycota; Dothideomycetes; Pleosporales; Pleosporaceae
Exons: 2
Coding region: 1-861 (286 amino acids)
Source: RefSeq, a predicted model, not a curated record
AUGAAGUGGAACUAUGCAAACUCGGUCAUCUACAACCCUAUUCUUGCUUUGGUCAAAGUCUCGUUCCUGAUGACGCUCAUCAAACUCCGAUCGCAAAACAAGUGGAUAAAUCGUUGUCUAUGGGGAACACUCAUCAUCAAUGGUUGUUUCGCCAUUGCUGCACCUCUCGCUUGUAUCUUCCAAUGCAACCCGAUAUCCAAAUACUGGGAUGCUAGUAUACAAGGGCGAUGCGUUGACGCUGGCGCCUACACGGUCAGCACGUCGUCGAUUGUGCUCACAACCGACGUUCUGGUCCUGCUUAUGCCUUCAUGGAUUCUGCACGACCUGAAGAUGCCACUUGGUCGUAAGCUCAUGGUCAUUGCUUUCUUAUCGUUUGGAGUUCUCGUCACCGUGGUUGGUGUGGUGCGUACGAGUGUUCUCGUCAAGGUGUUUGUCCUGGAACAAUUCAAGGCCGAUCCGACAUACGAAGUUGGCUACACCCUCUCGAACAUCGAGUCUGGUCUUGCGAUCAUUGGAACUUGCGGCCCAACGAUCAAAUAUCUUCUCAGUUGCUGCAUCCCUUCACUCAAGAACGCAGACGAAUCGAGCAAUCGCCAAUAUAUCUACCCUACUGUCGGCUCUCAAGGAGACGCUCGUUCGAAACGCUUCACGAGAAACACGAAGACCCACAACACGGUCAGAGAAAUGGACGAGAUGGAACUGACCAGUAUGUCUGGCGAAGACAAAAGAGCCUCGACAAAGGGUACACAACGUGGAGAUGCGAUGAUGAUUACGAAGACGGUCGCGUGGACAGUGGAUAAUGGCCAGGAUAAAGACUCGAAUAGCACCAACGGCGAACAGAUGCCACGCGGUAUGCUAUGA